AUGCCCAAAGCCAAGGGGAAGACCAGGAGACAGAAGUUCAGUUACAAUGUUAACCAGAAGUGGCUGAACCAGAAUGUUCGAUGGAAAGCGGCGUCAUGGGUCAAGUGCUCCCACAUCCAACAUGCCUGGAACCACGCCAAAUCCAUGCAACAGAACCUGAUCAAGAUGGGGUUGGCUAUGGACCCCAACAAGGCGGUUCCUCUCUGUAAGAGAAAGGUGAAGGCCAUGGAUGUGGACGUAGAGGAGAGGCCUAUGGAGCUUGUGCGGAAGCCCUAUGUACUAAACGACCUGGAGGCAGAACCCAGCCUUUCAGAAAAGAAAGGAAACACACUUUCUCGAGAACUCAUUGACUAUGUGUGCUACAUGGUGGAGAAGCAUGGAGACGACUACAAGGCUAUGGCCCAGGAUGAGAAGAAUUACUAUCCACAUACCCUGCAAACAUAUUCGGAAUAA
Mustela lutreola (European mink) is the source of this 453-nucleotide messenger RNA. RefSeq names its product nucleolar protein 16-like. NCBI's taxonomy places the organism in Eukaryota, Metazoa, Chordata, Mammalia, Carnivora, Mustelidae. Gene Ontology annotation, cellular component: nucleolus. The coding region runs from base 1 to 453 and encodes 150 amino acids. The record is from RefSeq and is a predicted model, not a curated record. The transcript has a single exon. Gene Ontology annotation, biological process: ribosomal large subunit biogenesis.